GCAGGCUGAAUCGACCAGAGCAAUGGUUAUGGAGAAGCCUAGUCCCCUGCUGGUCGGGCGGGAAUUUGUGAGACAGUAUUACACACUGCUGAACCAGGCCCCAGACAUGCUACACAGAUUUUAUGGAAAGAACUCUUCUUAUGUCCAUGCGGGAUUGGAUUCAAAUGGAAAGCCAGCAGAUGCAGUCUAUGGACAGAAAGAAAUCCACAGGAAAGUGAUGUCACAAAACUUCACCAAUUGCCACACUAAGAUCCAUCAUGUCGAUGCUCGUGCCACUCUGAACGACCGUGUGGUGGUCCAGGUGAUGGGCUUGCUCUCUAAUAACAACCAGGCUUUGAGGAGAUUCAUGCAGACGUCUGUCCUUGCUCCUGAGAGCUCUGUUGCAAAUAAGUUCUAUGUUCACAAUGAUAUCUUCAGAUACCAAGAUGAGGUCUUUGGUGGCUUUGUCACUGAGCCUCAGGAAGAAUCUGAAGAAGAAGUAGAGGAACCUGAAGAAAGACAGCAGACACCUGAGGUGGUACCUGAUGAUUCUGGAACUUCCUAUGAUCAAACUGUCAGCAAUGACUUAGAAGAACAUUUAGAAGAACCUGUUGCUGAACCAGAACCGGAGCAAGAACCUGCGUCUGAAGUCCAAGAGGAAAAGUCUGAGCCAGUACUGGAAGAAACUGCUCCUGAGGAUGCUCAGAAGAGUUCUUCUCCAGCGCCUGCAGACAUAGCCCAGACAGUGCAGAAGGACUUGAGAACCUUUUCUUGGGCAUCUGUGACCAGCAAGAACCUUCCACCCAGUGGAGCUGUUCCAGUUACUGGGAUACCACCUCAUGCUGUUAAAGUACCAGCUUCACAGCCUCGUCCGGAGUCUAAGCCUGAAUCUCAAAUUCCACCACAGAGGCCUCAGAGGGAUCAAAGGGUUCGAGAACAGCGAAUAAAUGUUCCUCUCCAGAGGGGACCUAGACCAGUCUGUGAGGCUGGUGAGCAAGGUGAUGUUGAACCCCAAAGAAUCGUAAGACACCCUGACAGUCACCAGCUCUUUAUCAGCAACCUGCCUCAUGAGGUGGACAAAUCAGAGCUUAAAGAUUUUUUUCAAAAUUAUGGGAAUGUGGUGGAGCUGCGUAUUAACAGCGGUGGGAAAUUACCCAAUUUUGGGUUCAUUGUGUUUGAUGAUUCUGAGCCUGUUCAGAAGGUGCUUAGCAACAGGCCCAUCACGUUCAGAGGUGAGGUCCGCCUGAAUGUGGAAGAAAAGAAGACUCAAGCCGCCCAGGAAGGGGAUCGCCGAGAUAACCGCCUGCGGGGACCUGGAGGCCCUCGAGGUGGGCUGGGUGGUGCGAUGACAGGCACCACCCGAGGAGGCAUGGUGCAGAAACCAGGAUUUGGAGUGGGAAAGGGCAUUGCUCCAAGGCAGUGA
Molecule: messenger RNA, 1402 nt
Organism: Balaenoptera musculus (blue whale)
Lineage: Eukaryota; Metazoa; Chordata; Mammalia; Artiodactyla; Balaenopteridae
Product: ras GTPase-activating protein-binding protein 1-like
Exons: 1
Coding region: 23-1402 (459 amino acids)
Cellular component (GO): ribonucleoprotein complex; cytosol
Molecular function (GO): mRNA binding
Source: RefSeq, a predicted model, not a curated record